Molecule: messenger RNA, 2346 nt
Organism: Fonsecaea erecta
Lineage: Eukaryota; Fungi; Ascomycota; Eurotiomycetes; Chaetothyriales; Herpotrichiellaceae
Exons: 1
Coding region: 1-2346 (781 amino acids)
Biological process (GO): carbohydrate metabolic process
Molecular function (GO): alpha-L-fucosidase activity
Source: RefSeq, a predicted model, not a curated record
AUGGCUCCCUCCGAGCAUAACCGCGUGCUCUGGUACGAGCAGCCGGCAAAGGUAUGGACGGAGGCAAUUCCCAUCGGCACUGGCCGAUUGGGAGCCAUGAUCCGGGGCGGACUGGACGAGGACAGACUGUGGAUGAAUGAAGAUUCCGUUUGGUACGGCGGUCCGCAGAAUCGAGUGAAUCCUCUGGCGAAGGCGAGCCUGCCAGAGGUCCGUAGGCUUCUCGACAACAACAAGGUGCAGGAAGCCCAAGAACUCCUUAAGAGGACUUUUACAGCCUUGCCCGCCAGUCUGCGCCAUUACUCACCGCUUGGCGAUGUGUUUCUGAACUUUGGCCAUGGAAGCCCGACCGACAACAAGAAGGAUUACAGUGGCAUCCCGGAUCAGACCAAGCGAUCUGUCAGACCUCCCGCAGAGAACUACACCCGCCGUCUGGAUUUGACCACCGCUAUUGCGAGUGUAGCGUAUAACUUUGAGGGAGUCGAUUAUCUGCGUGAAUAUUUCGCAAGCACCGCUGACGAAGUGGUUGCUGUGCGCAUAACCUCCAGCAGGCCAGAUUCUCUGCGAUUCCAAGUACGUGUCAACCGCGGCAGCAAUGAGAAUCCGAUGCUGGAGCGGAAUUGUCUCUUUGACAGCCUGGAGAAUAUUCCGGAUGGGCUCCUGUUGAAGGCCAACCUGGGAGGUCCUACCGCUGUGUGGGCGGCGAUGGGCGUCAAAGUCAUGAUUGAAGGAGGGGAAGGCCAAUGUCUCCUUGGUGAAGAGCUCGAUGCGUCAGGUGACUCCGUCAUUGUUCUGAUCGCGGGUGAAACCACCUUCCGAAACAAAGACGCCGGGCAAGCUGUGAUUGACCGACUUGAAUCAGCAGCAAAGUAUUCGUGGCAAGAACUGCGAGAUCGGCACGUACAGCGCUAUUCAUCACUCUAUUCGAGAGUCUCUCUCGAAAUUGGAGAGGAUAAUCCUAAACUGAACGCAAUCCCCACGGACAAGAGACUGGCUCGUGUGAAAGCUGGUGAGGUGGACAACGAUUUAGCGGCAUUGAUGUUUUCCUUUGGCCGAUAUCUCCUCAUUGCGUCUUCACUCUCCGGCCUCCCUGCGAAUCUCCAGGGGAUAUGGAACUCUAACCACCAGCCGGUCUGGGGCUCCAAAUACACGAUAAACAUUAACAUCGAGAUGAAUUACUGGCUGGCCGAGGUUGCCAACUUGUCAGAGUGCCACCUUGUGCUCUUCGACCACAUCAAACGCAUGUCUGAGCGAGGGAAGCAGGUGGCGCAGGACAUGUACGGCUGUAGGGGCUUCGUUGCUCAUCACAACACAGACAUCUGGGGCGACUGUGCUCCUCAAGACCGCUAUGUCCCGGCCACGUACUGGGUACUUGGUGGAGCGUGGCUAUGCACCCAUCUUUGGGAGCACUACCUGUACACUCACGACCAGGAAUUCCUGAAAUGGGCCUAUCCGCUGCUUCAAGAAUCGGCCUUGUUCUUCGAAGAUUUCCUGAUCGAGAGAAACGGCGUUCUCGUGGUAUCACCUACGGUCUCGGCCGAAAACUCUUACAUCAUCCCGGGCACUCGAGACAUUGGUGCCGUCAGUGCCGGGUCGACGUGGGACUCUCAGAUCCUGUACGAGCUGUUCACUGGGUGUGCUGAAGCCAGCAAGAUCCUCGGGCAGCCAGCGGAGAGAUACCUCAAGGUCUUGGCCCGGCUCCCUCAGCCCAAGAUCGGGAAACACGGAGAGCUUCUCGAAUGGCUAGAAGACCUGGAAGAAGUGGAGCCUGGCCACCGACACAUCUCGCACGCCUUCGGUCUCUAUCCCGGGCGCAGUCUCCUGUCAAACGAGCACAAGGCUGCCAUCCGAGUCACCCUGCAGCGGCGACUAGCCGGCGGAGGCGGGCACACGGGCUGGAGCGCCGCAUGGAUCCUGGCGCUAUGGGCACGCUUGAGAGAUCCAGAGCCAGCACAGGCCAUCAUCCAGAAGUUCCUACAACAUUCCACGCUCCCCAACCUGUUCGGCGACCACCCACCGUUCCAGAUCGACGGGAACUUCGGGAUGGCCGCCGGAAUGGCGGAGAUGCUGAUCCAGAGCCACGAAGACGGCUACGUAGACCUCCUCCCGUGCUUGCCGCUCGCGUGGCAGGACGUCGGACGCGCCACGGGACUGUGCGCGAGAGGAGGCAUCGUGGUCGACACGGAGUGGAAGGACGGGAAAUUGACUUUCGCUCGCUUCACAGCGAAGCGCAAAGUCCAAUUUGUCGCGCGCAUUGAUCCGAAGAAAUUGAAGAGCGGAUCAGGCCAGGCCACUCUCCAGCUGGGUGCAGGAGAGAGUAAGACUUUUACAGGCGCCUGGCCCAGUUAA